Messenger RNA from Miscanthus lutarioriparius, 1062 nucleotides. The record is from the annotation of a GenBank genome assembly. Lineage: Eukaryota; Viridiplantae; Streptophyta; Magnoliopsida; Poales; Poaceae.
AUGACGAUAUCAUGUAUCAUGGAAAACAGAGCUGUUUCUACGUAUGUCAUUGAGGUUUUAAGUUUGACUAUUGGUGAGCAGUCUCGUUUGAUUGCAGUUAGGCGGUCGAUGCCUAGUGGUGAUGCAGUGUCUAGUGUUGCUCGUGGUUUGAAACAUAUUGAGCACAAUCCAGUAACUAUGAGAACGAUGGUGAAUGAGAGCAAAUUCUGUGUUGAUGAUCAUAACGGUGUUUUAUAUAUUUUGGCUAAAUGGGAUCGUCCUCCUCGAGUACUUAGCAAGUGUAUUAUUCAAGUUGGUGACAGUGCUCUUCAUGUGUAUCAAGUGAAAAGUAUUGUCUCGAGGAAUGACUCUUGCAAAGCUUUCAUGGAUAUUCCAGUUGUUUCUCAACAAAAUUCAAUUGCUCCUGAAGCUGCAGUUCCAUUUGCUCUAGAAGAUGAAGUUGUUUCUUUGUUUGUUGUUGAUAAUCUGGAUCUAGUUGUUGAAGAGAAAUCUCAGCUAAUUGCUGCUAAGGGUUUGACCAGUGAGAAUCCAGCUAAAUUAGUGGCUCGGGUUGUUAAGCAGAAUCGUGGUGGCAAUUUUCUACCUACUUGCAAGUUUGCAUAUGAUCCAACGAAUAGUACUGUGUAUGUAAAGGUGGUUAAAGAAUCGGAUGCAAAUCUGAUGGCUGGGCGAUCUUUUGAGGUUGCUGGUGAGACAAUGUCGUUCUAUCGUAUUCUCAGUAUAAGGGUUGAUGUAAAUUGGCAAUCAGAGGUCUUCUUGUAUUCAGUUUGUCUUACAUGCUCCUUAAUAUGGAGUGUGAAUUUAUAUUUCCUCCAGGUGUCACACCCGACCAAGGAGGCGCCCGUCAUCGACUACAACCUCACGCUGCUCUUCCAGCCCAUGCUUAUGCUCGGCAUAACCAUCGGCGUAGAGCUCAGCGUCAUCUUCCCAUACUGGCUAAUCACUGUCCUCAUCAUAAUCCUCUUCGUAGGUAAUCAUCGCUUGCCUUUGAUUCAUGAGCUGUGGUUGCUCAAUGUGCUCAAGCUUCACAAUUCCCUUGAUCUAUUCAAUAUGACAGUAUAA